Mytilus trossulus (common blue mussel) is the source of this 4832-nucleotide messenger RNA. RefSeq names its product proprotein convertase subtilisin/kexin type 5-like. Lineage: Eukaryota; Metazoa; Mollusca; Bivalvia; Mytilida; Mytilidae. The coding region runs from base 119 to 3712 and encodes 1197 amino acids. The record is from RefSeq and is a predicted model, not a curated record. The transcript has 3 exons.
UCUGAUUACAGUAUGAUCUUUUAUUUUAAAACGCAUGACGGAUAUUGAUCUUCAAAAUAUUUACAUGGAGACGAUAUAGAUUCAUGUUCAUAAUGACGUAAUAGAACCAAAAGGAAAAAUGAAACUGGUUUUUAAAACUUUAUAUCUAUUCAGUUAUGUGACGGUUGUUUUCAUGAUGUGUUUACCGUCUGAAGUUUUAAUUCAGGAGACAAAAAUGUGUAGAGAAACGUGUACAUCAGAAACAUUUAUCUUUGACAAACAGUGUGUAACAACUUGUCCUUUUCGCUCCAAAAAACUAGAAACAGGGCUGGCGAAAUUUUGCCAUUUUAAAAACGAACUGUCGUGUCAGACUUCACUUUGUACUCACGAAUAUCCGAUUUGUUACAGAAUGGAUUGUCUGAAAAAAUGUCCAGAGUAUACAGUUGAGUACAACAAUACAUGUUUAAUGAAAUGUCCGGAAAAGGCGCCUUAUCUUACAUUCUAUGAUUGCGACGGUAUUUGUCUUAGAGGGAAUAAAUCGUGCUCAACAGUGUGCCCUGAAACACAUUCAUAUGUUUUUCGAGCGGAAUUUUUAAUGCGCUGUCUUAAACGUUGUCCAUGGUUUACGGAAUUAAUAUCAGAAAAUAAAAGUUGUAACUUAUACUGUCCAACAUUAAAACCGUUUUUAUACAAUAACACGUGUUAUGUUACAUGUCCAGACACCGCACCUUAUACAUCAAUAGCAAAAACAGAGUUCAAUGAAAUAUAUUUCUGUGUUGAAAAGUGUCCUCUGCAUACAGUCUAUGACAACAUGAGAUGUGUGGAAUCGUGUCCAAAGGGGAAACAUUUUUUUAACAAUUCAUGUUUAUCUGAAUGUCCUGCAACUCAUAAAUACUUGUACCCAAAGGCAAAAACUGUGAACGCUAACCAUAUACUGCAUUCUGAUUUUGCAGAAUUCGUUUGCGUGAACGACUGCUCUUCAAAAAUUACUGAUGGCAAUUUGUGUGUUGAUAAAUGUCCACCAAGUGGUGCUGAAUUUGAAUUUAAAGGUAACUGUUUAAUGGCAUGUCCUGAAGAUUAUCCUUAUAUAGAAACAAACAGAGGACAUCGGUUGAAAUGUGUUAAUAGGUGUACAUCGCUGAGGUUUAAUCAAACAUGUGUGACUUUUUGUCCCAAGAAUGCUAAAUACACAUUCAAUGGAUCAUGUGUAUCUAUAUGUCCCAACGACCAUCCGUUAAUAGAUCAUAGAGGCUUCGUAUGUGUAAAAACAUGCAAAAAGAAAGACAUUUUGCAUAAACAAAAUUGUUAUUAUUUUUGUCCUACAAAUGCAAAAUAUGAAUUCAAUGGAUCAUGUUUGAAUUCUUGCCCUGAUGAAUUUCCUUUCAUGAAGACUACACAAAGGAACGUAGAGUGCGUUAAAAGCUGCAAUCUAUUACAUUUUAAAAAUAGAUGUGUGGAAAUCUGUCCAUCUGAAGCAAAAUACAAGUACAACUCGUCAUGUGUAAACGAAUGUGGGGAUGAAUUACCAUUUCAGUACGAUGAACUAGUAAAGAAAAAGUCGUAUAACUGGUAUACACCUAUCAAAUAUGAGCAUAAUUACAAAUGCGUAACAGUAUGUCCUACACGGACAUUCCAGUACAAUAACUCAAUAUGUGUUUUGUCUUGUCCUUUAGACAAGACUUUCGAAUUCAAUAAUAUUUGUUAUGAUCAAUGUCCUGAUACACAUUUGUAUAAACAACAACAAGAUAAACAUAUUAGCUGUGUCGAUAAAUGCUCAACUCCAUUAGCAUACAAUACCACCUGUCUGACAAGGUGUCCGAAGGAAAGACAGUUUGAAUUGUCAGGUUCUUGUGCAGAAGAUUGUCCAACAGAAAAACCGUUUAAAGAACUUACAAGUCGUAAAACAUAUAGAUGUGUUGAUAAAUGCUCGACUCCAUUAAUAUACAAUACCACCUGUUUGACAAGGUGUCCUAGUGAAAGACAAUUUGAAUUGUCAGGUUCCUGUGCAGAAGAUUGUCCAAAAGGAAAAUCAUUUAAGGAACUUACAAGUCGUAAAACAUAUAAAUGUGUUGAUCUUUGCAGAAGUCUGGAAAUAAACGAUACAUGUGUGGAUAUUUGCCCUCCAAGUGCAAAAUUUAAGUAUAAAUGGACAUGUCUUGAGAAAUGUGAAAGUGAUCUUCCUUAUGCCUUUUUUAAUACUUAUACAUUUCCAUAUAUGUACCAUUGUUUAAAGAAAUGUUUCGCUGGUACAUUUAUUUACAACAAUACAGAGUGUGUGCUGGAAUGUCCAAAAGAUGCAAAAUAUCAAAAUAACAGUACAUGUACAAGUACCUGUGAUUUUGAUAGACCGUAUGAGUUCUUGGAUGGAUUAAAAUGGAACUGUUUGACAACAUGCCCAUCAAAUAAAUAUCUCUUCAAUAAUAGAUCAUGUCUGCAAGCAUGUCCUCGAGAAACUUUCAAAUUUAAAUUUGAUUGUAUAUACACUUGUCCUUCCUCACAUCCACUCAAUUACACAGACAAAUUAGGCACAUAUGAAUGUGUAAAAGAUUGUCCUCAUCAAACAUUUUUUUCAAAUGGUACAUGCUUUCAACAAUGUCCCGGUAACAUGAAAGGUCAUCGGUCAAAAUGUUUAAAAGAAUGCCCUGAAUCCCAUCAUUUCAUUGACGAAAAAUUACAGACAUGUUUACACAAAUGUCCAACACAUUUAGUUUUGAAAAACGAUCAUGUUUGUUCCGAAGAAUGUCCCAAAAGUGCGCGGUAUAUAGAAAACAAUAGAUGCGUUCAACGUUGUAACAAAUAUGAAGCAUUCAAUGAAUAUACUCGUCAAGGAAUUAUAUGUCAUGAAAGAUGUCCGAUUCAUUUGCUAUUACUAGAGACGAAAAAUCAAUGUGUGAAAAAUUGUCCAUAUGAAGCACGGUAUAUUGAAAACCAUAGAUGCGUUCAACGUUGUAACAAAUAUGAAGCAGUCAUUGAAACUACUGCGAAAGGCGAAACGUGUCAUGAAACAUGUCCGAUUCACUUGCUAUUUGAAGAGAUGAGUAAUCAAUGUGUAAAAAGUUGUCAAAGUGGUUUAAUUGUCGACAGUGUCUGCAAACAAAUUCGAAAAUGUCCUUACGAAAAAUAUAUAGAACAUUCAAUGAUUGGUAAAAGAUGCACACAUAGAUGCUCACAGAACUUUUUUCUUGUUGGAACGAAUUGUUUAAAAGACUGUCCUCCCGAAAAAAUGAUUGCUGGUGCUGAAUGUUUAGAUACAUGUCCGCCAUCAUAUCCAUUUAGUUACAAGGAAUAUACUUAUCGCAAUUCACAGGUAAAAUGCUAUAAACAGUGUCCUGAUGGUCAUGUUGUAAAUGGCACAACUUGUAUUUCUGAAUUUAGCUGCAAUAACAUAAUUUACGACAAUAGAUGUUAUGAUAAUUGUCCAACUGGAACAGUUCAAGUUUCUGAACACAAAUGUCAAUCGGUGACUAUUUAUGGAAUAUUAGCAGCAACAAGUGUAAUUAUAAUACUUCUAUCAGUUGUAUGUUUGAGUCUGAUCAUCUUCAGUAAUAAAAUAUUGAGAAACAAAUGUACUUUGAGAGGUAAAAAAGAUCGGGCUUCAACCAGGGCUAAUGUAUCAUGGAGGCAGUUAACACAGACAGAUGAUUUAGAAGCAACGGAACUUAAAGUAUUGAGUGAAAAUGUAGACCCUGUGUUACCAAUGAUAAAAGAGCGAACACUUGCCACGAAAAUUUAACGAAGUCUUUGAAAAGAGAAAGUGCUAGACAGAAUAUUUCUACAGUAUUCAGAUCUCGAAAAAAACAUUGUUCAACAAAAGAGAGAAAAAUAUUCAAAUUGAUAAUACCAUGCAAAACGCGACAAAGAAUAAAAAGACUGAAAAAAUAGACCAUAUCAAAAAACAAUUCCUGAUGGGUGGUAGCAUGUUCAUUUUAUUCCUUUAUUCCUUUCAGAUUACAUGAAACAUUUGCAAUAUUCACGCAACAUUGUCGUUUACAGUAUUUCUAGACCUUUAUAAAAUCGUUUGUUGAAACAAUAAAAAGAAAAAGAAACUUAGAAAUCUCGAUCUUUUUCUGAAAUGGAGUUCUAUCAAAACUUUUGAUUUUAAACCCUGCAUCCCAAUUGAUAAAUCGUUUUAAAAAAAAAUAAUCCACAACGCUUUUAACAUAAAAAUGGUAGCAUACGCUAUAAAUUUAUAACUUUGAUAUACCAUAAGGCAUAUUUUGUUAAUAGUGAACAAAAAAGGUUUAACAUGCUUCACAGAGGAACAAGUGAUCAGUAUGCUGGAGUUUCUUAUUGACAACAUAUUUGUUGAGUUUGGAGGUAGACCUUUUCGACAAAUGUCGGCAUUCCCUUUGAUUUCGCGUUCAGAUAUAUUGAUGAUGUUCUAUCCAUUAACAAUCCAUACGUUUUUAAUUGGGUUCCAUAAAUAUAUCCCCCAGAACUAGAUAUUAAAGAAUGAACAGACACGGCUUCCUUCUCUCAUUUUUAGCAUCGAAUUUGAUAUUUACGGGCAUCUCACUACCAGAAUUUAAAACAAAGGAGACAAUUUUGAUUUUGAAAUAAUCAACUCCCCCCACUUAAGUUGCAAUAUACCAACUUCACCUGCAUAAGGGAUAUACAUCUCCAAACUUAUUCGGUUUUCAAGAGCUUGCAGCUCUUACUCAUAAUCUCUAACUUCUCACUUCUCUCUCUCAGUUUAUGCGUAUGGAGUUAUGUUAAAAAACGUUUCGUUCUUUUCUCACCGAGUUCAUUGGAACGUACCAAGAACUUGUUGAUAUAUAUUCCGUAUCAACUUGAUAAAUAAUACACGACGGUCUUGAAGUAUAGAUUCUAGGUACUGACGUUGUUUAUCAUCU